This is a messenger RNA of Zea mays, 3478 nucleotides long. RefSeq lists its product as uncharacterized. The coding region runs from base 2150 to 3241 and encodes 363 amino acids. Lineage: Eukaryota; Viridiplantae; Streptophyta; Magnoliopsida; Poales; Poaceae. Gene Ontology annotation, molecular function: zinc ion binding; nucleic acid binding. The record is from RefSeq and is a predicted model, not a curated record. The transcript is spliced from 3 exons.
AUCUUUGUGAUCGCGGGACUUUAGACAGUCCAGUGAUGUACCAAACCAGUCCGGUGACCUCAUGGACAACAGGUUUUCCUGAUUUGCAGGAACGACUAUUUUAGCCCUUAGGGCUAUAAAUAGACCCCAUUUUGACCCCAGCUAGAACAACAAGGCAGCAAGCAAGUGGAGAAUAAGUGCAUACUUAUAUUCUAUCCCUCGCUUGUGUAUUAUGUGAUAGAUCAAGUGAUUGGCAUGUGUUCUAGCCAAAGAGAUAGGCGUAUGUGUCAUACUAUUGCUGCAUAGAAGAGCUAGUGUGACCUUGAGCGACACAUUCAAUUCUAUCGAAGAGCUACCAAUUUUUGAUAGCCUCGGUUCUGUUGUAACUCUCAUCAAGGUAUAGUGAAAGUCUCAGUUUGUCACCUUAGUGAUAAACUUGAGCAAACAAAGGAAGGAGUUGAAAUAUACUCCAAGCCAGAUUGGCUAACUUUAACAUAGAGUAAGCAAGCAUUUGAGGCUUAAUCAAACCAUAGUGAUGCACUUUUCUACUUAUAUUUGUUAUGUUUUCUGGGAAGUGAAGAUAUCUUUUGAGACAAGGGCAUCUUUAUGCUGCAUAAGACUCUGCAAAUCAAGUAAGAAAGUUCGAAUAGAGUUUAAGCUUUUAUUAACGCCUAUUCACUCUCCUCUAGGCGACAUACAUGUCCUUAGUACCCUAAAAGGCACUUUCACUCAUCUUGCCUCGAUGGACUAGAGCGAGACGGGGUUGGGCAUGGAGUGGUGAAGGACAUGGGCGCACGUCAUGCACGUGAAUGGUUCGCCGAAAUCGGGGGGGGGGGUCUAAGUCUUGCAGGCACACAACUUUCUUCUGCAGUUUUGUUUUUCCACUUAAUCUGUUGCAAAUUUUCGAGUGCGGAAAACUUAUUCUGUUAUGGAUUUUUUGGUGUGGAUUUUUGGGAACUUAAUCUGUUACAGAUUUUUAUGCAGAUUUUUGGAAAUUAUGGAUUUGACUCGUUUUUUGGGACGUCAAAACCCUAGCGUGGUUUCUCCUAAUAACUACGUACGAGUGAUGUCGUAGAUGAAUAGCACACACCAAUGCAUCUAGGGUUUUGCCUCUUUUUCCUUGCCACGUCCCCGUGUACACUACUUCACCCCAAUUAUCGGUGUGCAUCGGCGAAUGAGAAAGUAGGCCACCAUAACUGUUGUUCUCUGCGAUUCUGUACUGGAGAGGGCGGGUAAGGGUUUUAGGAAGUGCUCUGCAUGAUUGCUUGAUCACUUGACUUGUCAUCUUCGUCAACUUCAUCGCCGCAGCUUGUCUUCCUCCUUGUUGCAUGGGCGCUUGACGUCGUUGGCAAGAACGAGACGGUACUGAACGUUGACGUCGUCUUUUCUACCUGAUUGCCGCCAAGAAAGAAAUGUACGACCAUCUCCCUUUAAUUAUGUAUUUCAUAUUGGGUAAUAAUCUGUUUAUACACGGUUCUGGUACAGUAAGUUUUAAUCUUAAUUAGUAUGAUGAUGUGCAUGUUUAGAUCUAUUUAUUUUAUGUGCACAUGUCUUCAUGGUCAUGCUUUAUAUGGAACUCAGUAUGAACACUCAUGUCACAUAUGCACAUACCUCGUACCUUAUCCCUAUUAACCUAUUUGGAACUCAGUAGGCACUUAACUAACCAAGUGCUCCAUUGACAUUACAUUGUGUCACUGUCUGCUUAUUUGCUGCCUAAUUCAUUGUUAUUGCUUGGUAUAUACAAUCGUAAUAUGUUUUCUGCUAUACUGUAUUUGGUUGGAUAGAACGAUCAAAACUCAAUCCCAUAGCACGUUCUUCGAACAGCUUUUUUAACUACUAGGAGGAUGUGCCUGACACGUCUCUCCGGGUGGACAUGAAUGGAGGAAUGCUCUGCUCGUGCCUGAAGAAGUCAUGGGUGUUAGGAUGUGUCCUCUACACUAGCCGGUUAACAGUAACCGGGGUAGGGUUAAUCCUAACCGUCAAACCGCGCCCCUGAUCGGGGGGGCUAUCCUAACCGUUGGUUGCAGCCCCCGGUCACACGACGCCAUAUAAAUAGAUUAAGGGGGCCGACGGGUUUAGCCAACGCUAAUCGCUCGACCACAAACCCUAAUCGACACUUUGAGAGGAACCGAUCCCCUAGGCGCUCGGAGUGACUGGAAUCGCUGUGACUAUGUCUCAGAUCCCCGUUAUCCCAUCGGGAUCUGAGAUUCCCCCUGCAGGCAACAUUGGAGGAGCUGAUCCACCGCCGAUCAACGACGGGAACCAAUCUCCUCGACACCAGCAGGGAGAUCGACAAGAAGGAGGAGGCGGGUCUUCGCUGCAAGACGCCGCCGCAAUGAUGGCUAGGAACAACAACGACGGUGCUCAUACCGCCAUGCUGAUUAGCCAGAUUGCUCAGAUGAAACCGCUAGAUGGUAGUAAUUACCAUUCUUGGCGGGAGGAUAUAGACAUGAUAACCACAGUGGGUGAGAUAGAUUACGCACUGAGGUUUGAUAAACCAGUUGAGCCCACAGUGGGCACUCCCAACUAUGACCACAGGUGGAUGCAAUACAGCAUCGACAAGGUCAAGUGGGAGAGAUCAAAUGACAAAUGUAUGAUUAUUCUUAAGAGGAGCAUCAAGGAGCCUCUUAAGAGUUCCAUACCAGAGUGCGAGACUGCCAAAGAAUACCUUGAGAGGGUAGCCUCUCAUCACCAAGGGUCUUCUAAGGCUUAUGCUUGCUCUCUAAUGACAGAAUUUGUCAAUGCAAAAUACGAUGGAAAUGGUGUCAGACCAUUCAUUCAGAAAAUGAUAUCCAUCGUAGCUAAGAUAAACAAAUACCUCGGGUCUCCUUUACACGAGGAAUUUGUAGUAUUUAUGAUAAUGAAGUCUCUGCCCAAGGAGUUUGAGACUUUUCACAUACAGUACAACACUAGUGUCACUGAUAAGUGGAAUAUAGACCAACUCUUGGCACAGUGUGUCCAGGAGGAAGAGAGGUUAAAGCAGACUGGAGACUCUGUCAAUCUCAUCAAAGGCAAUGUCCCCAGACAGAACAAGAACUCAAAGAAAAAGUUCAAGAAGCAAGGUAAACAGAAUAACCAGGCUUCCUCGAGCAAUAAUAAUCAGCCAAGACAAGGAGGCAGUUUCUCAGUUCCCCCUGAUACCUGCCUCUAUUGCAAGAAGACAGGUCAUUACAAGAGAAAGUGCCCUGAAUUCCUGCAGUAUCUACUAGAGAGUGGGACUCCGUACAAGCCAAAGGCUCCCAAAGGGCCAAAGAACAAUUAGAGUGGCAAAUGGAGUUGAAGCAGCAGUCGAGGCCAUUGGAGAUAUACAUCUUAAAUUAGUUAAUGGUUUUGUACUGUUGUUGAGAGACGUACUUUAUGUACCUUCCUUGCGAAGGAACCUUAUUUCGGUUUCUAGAUUAGAUGAUCAGCACAUUCAUUGUCAUUUUGGUGAUAGACAAUGUGUCAUUCAGUUUGAUAAUAAAGAUGUUGGUCUCGCCAUCCGACGAGAUAUGCUUUA